Molecule: messenger RNA, 774 nt
Organism: Miscanthus lutarioriparius
Lineage: Eukaryota; Viridiplantae; Streptophyta; Magnoliopsida; Poales; Poaceae
Source: the annotation of a GenBank genome assembly
AUGAAGACGAUGAUCAUGUUGAAGGACACGUUCAUCUUUUUGACGAACGUGAUGGCGUACGAAGACGGAGAGAAGACGACGCGGAACACGCUGGAGGUGGACUCCAACGACACGAUCUACAGCGUCAUGGCCCAGGUGGAGGAUAUGACCGGCGUCCCAACCGUCCUGCAGAUGCUCUCCUUCAACGGCAAAUCCUUCUACCACGACACCCCCGGGACGCUGGCGGCGAACGAGCUGGUGCCGACCUACCCGGAUCCCAUACUCGUGGAGUACACCGACCCGUGCAAACUGGUGCAGCACAUGCUCCGGAGGAACACGCUCAGGAGCCUGGGAUUCCGCGUCGACGACGACCUGUUCCCCGACGCGUCCGUGAUGCUGCAGCUGGUCCGCCAUGGCGACAAGAAGAUGAUGAUCUCCCUGACGGACAACAUCAGGAUGGACGGAGCCGGGAGGAGGAUGGUGCUGGUGGUGGAGCCCGGGGACACGGUGGCCAGCCUCAAGGAGCAGGUGCAGCGCAGGCGGCGCUACCCGCUGGCCAUGCAGGAAAUCAGGGUCAGCGACGCCGACAACCCGUAUAUGGGCAGGCGGAUGGAUAGGCUCGACGCGACACUGGCGGACUACAACGUGAAAAAGGACUCGCUCAUCAACCUGUAUAUGAACAUGGGCUUUGCCGUCCAGGGCGAUAGGGGGGAGCGGGGGAAGGUCUUUAACAAGGCUAAGGAGAUCGCCUUCCCCGGCGAGCAACAGCGGCCGACCGCCGACGACCAAAAGUGA